Messenger RNA from Oreochromis aureus, 1594 nucleotides. RefSeq names its product OX-2 membrane glycoprotein-like. Bases 307 to 1137 code for a protein of 276 amino acids. The record is from RefSeq and is a predicted model, not a curated record. Gene Ontology annotation, molecular function: cell-cell adhesion mediator activity. The transcript has 5 exons. NCBI's taxonomy places the organism in Eukaryota, Metazoa, Chordata, Actinopteri, Cichliformes, Cichlidae.
CUGUGCUAGUCAGGUCUCACACACAGUCUCGUUUGGUGCCAGCUCAUAUAGUUCGGUGCGUUUGGGAUGUUAAAUCUUCAGGGAUGAAUAUUUAGAGGCGGUGUAACGUAAUGCAUUUUGUUUAAAAAAAAAGUGGGCAAUUUGUAUGCUUGUUGUAUGUAGUAUGUUUUUUUAAACAGUGUGAAACAGGCAGCGGUAUACUAUAAAGUUGCUCGUCACUUCCUUUGUGGUGUGACACCCUACAUUUUAUUCUCAGGAAGCCAAACCAGCUUUGUAAAAGAAUCUGCAGUUCAGCGACUUGCAGCAAUGAUGCGACAGGAUGUGCUUAUAUAUCUGCUUUUUGUCUGCAGAGUCCUUCCAGCAGCUCUAACAGCAGUGAUCCAAACACAGCAGACUGUGCUGGCAGCAGUGGGAGAAGAUGCUGAAUUCAGCUGUCAGCUCUUGGAGACUAAAGACGUCCUUCAGGUCACAUGGCAGAAAAUCUCACAUGAUGUGGGGACAAAUGUUGCCACUUACAACAAGUACUUUGGUCAGAGAGUGCAUGAUGGCUUUACAGAUAAAUUUGAGUUUAAAUACACUGGACUACAGAACUGCUCCAUAGUCAUCAGAAAUGUGAUUGAGCAGGAUGAAGGAUGCUAUCGUUGUCUGUUUAACACUUAUCCUGAAGGAGCCUUCACAGGUAGAACCUGCCUCCAAGUCUAUGAGCUGCAUGAACCUGUUGUUGAUGUCAGAGAGUCAAACUCUACUGAAGAGUGGGUUGUUUCCUGUUCAGCCACUGGUCGACCUGCUCCCACUGUAACACUCAGUGUCUCACAACAAGACCUCAACUUCUCACAGUACAACACUGUCAGUGUGUCCAACACCAACGCUACAUUCACUGUCACCACUACAGCUGUGCUCUCAGGUUCACGUAAACACAGCACACAGGUGGGAUGUGCAGCACGAGUGCUCUCUGCUCCUCAGAGAGAGGUGAUGGUGAUGAUUUCUGAGGUCAAACAGGUGCAUGCUGGGAAUGAUGAUAAUGAUGAUGAUUUUACUUGGAUCAUUGUGUUGGGUGCAGUGAUCUGUGUUUGCAUUGUUGCUGUUGUCACUAUUCUUGCAAACAGGAAAAAGGUAAGUCUUUUAAAUGCUAUCUGAAUUAAUCUAACAGCUUUGGUAUUGUAACCUAACUCUUUGGUUUGGAUCCUUUGUUUUGUCCUGCAGCUGCUCUAAAAUAUAUGAUGUGAUUCAAUCUGCAAUCAAAAACACAUAUGGCUAAGAUACCUUUGGCAUAUUGUUAUUAGAAACCCUGACGCUCUCAAGUGUUUUGAAACCUAUUGGCUGUCUUCUGUAUUUUUCUAGCAGACAGGUGAUCAUUGUAUACUUAACAUACAGUACUUAACAAAAUGCAUUUAAUCAAACUGAAUCAGAAGGUCUGAUUGUGUUCUGUGUGUUCUGAAGCUUUGAGAGUUUGUAAUUUAGUUUCAUUGUCUUCAUGCAUGUUUGUAGCUGUGUGUCUGUAUUUGUGUGUGUUUAUUUUUGUAAUUUUUGUUAAUACAAUUUUCACAUUGAUUUUUAUUUUAUUUUCAUGUUUUCUGUUCAUGAAAUAAAUCAU